This is a messenger RNA of Purpureocillium takamizusanense, 771 nucleotides long. RefSeq lists its product as uncharacterized. The transcript has a single exon. The coding region runs from base 1 to 771 and encodes 256 amino acids. Lineage: Eukaryota; Fungi; Ascomycota; Sordariomycetes; Hypocreales; Ophiocordycipitaceae. The record is from RefSeq and is a predicted model, not a curated record.
AUGACUUCUGUGCGGAAUGCUAGCAGCAAUAUCCGUAUGGUCUGCAAGGAAGCCAAAGAAGCCGCAGACCACAUGACUCCUCGCGAUGCGAAGCGGGUGACUGUAGUUGAUUGUCCGGAAUCAUACGGUGUCAGGCUUUCACCGAGCCAGGACCUGGUCAUUUUCGUCCCGAAACGUUGCCCGUACGCUGAAGACAAAUUUUGGGAUGAGGAUAUCAAUUUUCCUGAAUACUGGUUGAGCGACUACAAUACCUUCAAACUGAUCCCAUGGCAGAGCGACCUGAACGCUACACUCCGACACAUUGCUGUGGGCUACGGCAUCCCGAACACAUGCUGUGUCUCGAAAUAUGUACGGACUGAUCGCUCCGAACCACCGGUCUGGUAUGUUCACGGCAAAUUGCUGGAGUCCAUGGCCAACGCACUGCUGGCUCUUGCCAAUGCCAAAGAUAUUGUGUUGGGGGAGGCGCAUCUCUGGAUCAUCGAUUACGAGUUGUGCCGCAACGGAACCGUCGCGACGCAGGAUACACUUGACGCACUCUAUCCGACGAAGCGACACAUCUUCUACGCCAAGAAACAUCGCUUCAUCGAAGUCGCUGCGGGUGACCGGGAGUGGGGACUCAACAUCAGAACUGUGCAGACGGCUCAGGCAGGAGCCGACCUCAGGUCUAAUGGGAUGACCACCAUGGGCGCUACUCAUCUGCUGCCUGUUGGCUGGGAAUACCUCACACUGAAGAUCGGAGUGCUCGCUUGUGAGCAAUGGAGUUGGGUGUAA